AUGGUGGACCAGCUUCAAGGAACAUGGAAAUCUGUUUCUUGCGAAAAUUUUGAAAACUAUAUGAAGGAACUGGGAGUAGGAAGAGUGAACAGGAAGCUGGGCUGUCUGGCAAAACCCACUGUGACCAUCACUGCAGAUGGAGAUGUAAUCACCAUCAAAACCAAAAGCAUCUUCAAAAACAAUGAGAUUUCCUUCAAGCUGGGGGAGGAGUUUGAGGAAAUCACACCAAGUGGCCGCAAAAACAAGAAUAUAGUAAUCUUAGAUAACGACUCCUUGGUUCAAGUUCAGGACUGGGAUGGCAAAGAAGCCAUGAUACGCAGAAGGCUGGUCAACGGGAAAAUGGUGGUGGAAAGUGCACUGAAUAAUGUCACCUGUACUCGUACGUACGAGAGAAUAUAAGAACAUUCAAUCUCAA
This is a messenger RNA of Onychomys torridus (southern grasshopper mouse), 415 nucleotides long. RefSeq names its product fatty acid binding protein 12 (gene Fabp12). Gene Ontology annotation, cellular component: nucleus; cytosol. Bases 1 to 399 code for a protein of 132 amino acids. The record is from RefSeq and is a predicted model, not a curated record. NCBI's taxonomy places the organism in Eukaryota, Metazoa, Chordata, Mammalia, Rodentia, Cricetidae. The transcript is spliced from 4 exons. Gene Ontology annotation, molecular function: fatty acid binding. Gene Ontology annotation, biological process: fatty acid transport.